Vigna unguiculata (cowpea) is the source of this 1880-nucleotide messenger RNA. Its product is annotated as 12-oxophytodienoate reductase 3-like. Gene Ontology annotation, cellular component: peroxisome. Gene Ontology annotation, molecular function: 12-oxophytodienoate reductase activity; FMN binding. NCBI's taxonomy places the organism in Eukaryota, Viridiplantae, Streptophyta, Magnoliopsida, Fabales, Fabaceae. Gene Ontology annotation, biological process: oxylipin biosynthetic process; jasmonic acid biosynthetic process. The record is from RefSeq and is a predicted model, not a curated record.
GCACCAAUCUUCCAUUCUUUUCACCAGUGGAGAGAAACCACACCUACGCCAAAAUCAUUUUCAUCAUCAUUCUCAACUUCAACUCCACCCACUACUGUGUUUUUGGUUCUGCAUCACCGUCCAAAACUCUACCCUAAAAUAUUAUCUUAGAUCAACGUCGCUAAUAAUCAAUCAGAGAUUAAGCACGUGCAAAACGCACCGCAGACACUAUUAAUCACGUGCAACACUCGCACCAAUUCAUCCUUCAAUAAUUGAACAACCUUAACACCUCUUCUUCACUUCUUUUAUAUUCUACCAAAGUCAAGUGAAGCAAGAUCAUCAUCGCCACUGCUUCCAACUAUGGCGGAAAAUUCCACCCUCUUUUCUCCUUACAGCAUGGGCAAAUUCAACCUCUCUCACAGGGUAGUAUUGGCUCCCAUGACCAGAUGCAGAGCGUUGAAGGGGAUUCCAAACGCAGCACUUGCUGAGUAUUACGCUCAAAGAUCAACACCGGGUGGAUUUCUCAUCAGCGAAGGCACCUUGAUCUCCCCCACUGCUCCUGGGUUUCCCCAUGUGCCUGGGAUAUAUUCAGAUGAACAAGUGGAGGCAUGGAGAAAUGUAGUGGAUGCUGUGCAUGACAAAGGCAGCAUUAUCUUCUGUCAACUCUGGCAUGUUGGCCGUGCGUCUCAUCCAGUGUAUCAGCCUGGUGGGGCUCCACCCAUUUCGUCCACCUCCAAGCCCCUAUCGGCCAGGUGGAGGAUUCUCCUUCCCGAUGGGUCCUAUGGCGUUUACCCAGAGCCUCGUGCACUUAAUACUUCUGAGAUACCUGAAAUCGUGCAGCAUUAUCGCCAAGCAGCAAUUAAUGCAAUUCGAGCAGGUUUUGAUGGAAUUGAGAUUCACGGUGCACAUGGAUAUCUCAUUGAUCAAUUCUUAAAGGAUGGAAUCAAUGAUCGAACCGAUGAAUAUGGAGGAUCACUAGCAAACCGGUGCAGGUUCCUACUGCAGGUGGUUGAAGCUGUUGUUUCUGGCAUUGGGGCAGAAAGAGUUGCUGUCAGAAUUUCACCUGCAAUUGAUCACCUUGAUGCCAUUGACUCUGACCCACUUGGGCUAGGUUUAGCAGUGGUUGAGAAACUGAACAGUUUCCAGAAAGAGCUGGGCAGAAAACUCACUUAUCUUCAUGUUACUCAGCCUCGAUACACAGCUUAUGGCCAAACUGAGUCAGGUAGACCUGGCAGUGAAGAGGAAGAAGCUCAUUUGAUGCAGAACUUGAGAAAGGCUUAUGAGGGAACAUUCAUGUGCAGUGGUGGUUUUACUAGGAAGUUAGGAAUGGAAGCUGUGGCUGAAGGACAUGCUGACUUAGUAUCCUAUGGUCGUCUUUUCAUUUCCAAUCCAGACUUGGUUUUAAGGCUGAAGCUUAAUGCACCUCUAACCAGGUAUAACAGGAAGACGUUUUACACUCAGGAUCCUGUUAUAGGAUACACAGAUUAUCCUUUCAUGAGCAAAGAAAGUGAGGUGAAGGAUCCAAGGGCACGCCUUUAACUGUAAUGUUUUUGGCUUUUAUAAGAUAAUGAUAUUUUGACUAUUAAAUUUUGACAAUUUUUUCUUACAACACGAUGUGUCAUCUUUUAACUGGUUUUGAAAUAUUGAGAAUGAAAAAAAAAUUAAAAACCUUUUAAAAGAUGACAUAAAAUUGUAAAAGAAAAUUAUCAAAAAAUAUAAUAGCCGUUAGAUAAGUCAUAUUUAUUAUUGGAAUCUCUGAAUCUCAAGUGAAUGUCUUUGUUCUGAAAAUUUGGCUGACACAAUUUCUUUGGCCUGUAUGGCCAUCUAUAUUGCCUGAAAGUUGCAUCUCUGUAUUUAUUACUGAAUUACUUUGUAUAAUAUUAAAUAGGGAUUACAAUGCA